This is a messenger RNA of Orussus abietinus, 2463 nucleotides long. It is a transcript of the gene Alg3, whose product is annotated as lethal(2)neighbour of Tid protein. The record is from RefSeq and is a predicted model, not a curated record. The transcript has 2 exons. Gene Ontology annotation, molecular function: dol-P-Man:Man(5)GlcNAc(2)-PP-Dol alpha-1,3-mannosyltransferase activity. Gene Ontology annotation, cellular component: endoplasmic reticulum. NCBI's taxonomy places the organism in Eukaryota, Metazoa, Arthropoda, Insecta, Hymenoptera, Orussidae. Bases 819 to 2129 code for a protein of 436 amino acids.
AUCGUGACGAAUUUCCUGCAAACACGCGGCGCCGUAUUCCCACUUCAUCCUAACCUCUCUUCGCAGAGAGUGUCGCUCUGGAUUUUCGAAGUCGAAGAGCCAGUUCCUCCAUUAAAAUUCAUCAAAGUUUGUUGCGAAGUAGUAAUCCAGUUGGUUAAAGUAUUCUCUAGCAGUCGUCACGGAGUGAAAUGAUAAAUUAUAAAGCACAGAACUUGUGCACUCACGAGUGCUGAUAACGCCGCAUGGUUUGCUCUCGUAAAAACUGAUAUCGACCUGCCGGUCUAAAUCCAGAAUAUCGGAAAGUCAAGAAAUAGUUCACGCACGGAAGUUCGCUGUUACUUGGUGUACGUUUAUACAGUAAUUCAAUUUUGUAGCAGAUGUGGAUCGCACUUGCAGUGUGUGAAAAAAAACCUGAAUGAUAAACGCAGUGGAGGCUUCGCAUAUGGAAAAUGUAUAAAUUGAAAUUAUGCUAAAUGGGAGGGAUAGAACGUUAAGCGAUAAGUUUAAAUGUUAAUACUACGGAUCGAUUGUAUUGAUUUUGUUAAGUCGUGCUUGUAAUCAUGGUUUGGGGAUGAAGCAUUUCUUGACGAACUGUGCAAUCUCUAUCUCGGUUGGUGCCAAUUGCAUGGUCCACUUUUGCAAAAUGCGGUAAUGUCCUAGCUGGUCUAAAUUUGGAUUAUCGGAACUGGGUAAAUUAGAUCACGUAGAGGGAUAAUGUUUGUCUGGGGUUUAAGCGAUUAAAAUACAGUCUGGUAAGGAAAGGAAAGAAAUUAGUUUAUUCAAAUACGGUAAAUAAAAAGUAGGCGAAGAUUUUAAAAAUGGCACCGCAGGCAAAGAAUCGAAAUAAUGGUUUCUCUUUUAAGCCGUACAAGAAGAUGAUUAGAAAUUGGAUAAAAAGUAAUUGUAAGUGGAGCAAAAUCAUGUCUUUAUUGAUGGAUGCUAAGAACGUACCUGUAAUUGCGUGUUUACUAGUCGUAAUGGAAUUAGUUAUAAAUUUUAUAAUUAUUGAAAAGGUGCGAUAUACAGAAAUCGAUUGGAGGGCUUAUAUGCAGGAAGUUGAGGGAGUGUUAAAUGGAACUUUAGACUAUUCAAAAUUGAAAGGUGACACGGGACCAUUGGUAUAUCCUGCUGGAUUUGUUUAUAUAUUCUCCAUGUUAUACUAUUUAACAAUAUUUGGAAUGAACAUAAGAAUCGCACAGUACUUCUUUGCCAUUGUAUAUGCAAUUCUGUUAAUACUGGUCUUUCGAAUAUAUGCCAAAACUUUGAAAGUUCCACCAUUUAUUUUGAUUCUAAUGUGCUGCUCCUCAUAUAGAAUUCAUUCCAUAUUUGUGUUACGACUGUUCAAUGAUCCCAUAGCGAUGGUAUUAUUUUUUGCAGCUGUAAAUGCUUUCUUGGACAACCGUUGGUACUUAGGAAGCAUUUUGUACAGUUUAGCAGUUUCAGUGAAAAUGAAUAUUCUAUUAUUUUCCCCUGCACUGCUCGUAGCAUACUUAAUGGUUUUAGGCCUACGAGAUACCAUAAUUCACCUUUCUGUUUGUGCGACUGUACAGAUAAUACUAGCUUUACCUUUCCUCAUCACAAAUCCAAUAGCCUAUAUAAAGUACGCAUUCAAUUUUGGUCGUGUGUUCGAAUUCAAGUGGACGGUAAAUUGGAGAUUUUUACCAGAAGCAGUAUUUCUCCAUCCGUAUUUUCACAUUUCUUUAUUAAUUUUACACCUUCUUACUUUGGCCUAUUUUGCAUCCCAUUGGAUAACGUACCUGAAAUCUUAUGCAAAAUUAAAGUGCAUUGAGAAAGACGUUACUAGGCAAUUACGAAAACAUGAGGCUGUCGAUAUGUCCACUGUAUCGCAAUUGUUCAUUUUACCGUUAUUUACUGCAAAUUUCAUUGGCAUGGUGUAUAGUCGAUCACUACAUUAUCAAUUUUAUGUAUGGUAUUAUCAUACAUUACCAUAUCUUACAUGGUGCACGCAUUACAGUACUGCCAUUAAAAUUAUUCUUUUAGGCAUUAUAGAACUAUGUUGGAAUGUCUAUCCAAGUACUGUUUUUAGCAGUGCUGGAUUGCACUUUUGCCAUAUAAUGAUAUUGUAUGGUUUGUAUAGAUACAAUGUAACCAGUACAAAAGUUAAAUAAAAGGCAUCGUUUAACUCGAUGACCUUUCAUUAAGAAGCACUAAUAUGGUCAUCAUUAAAAGCGUUAAAUUUGUAAAUAAUUUACAUUUGAAUAUACAUUAUCUAGUGAUGGUGAAAUGACUUGUUAAAAAUAUAUUUUUAGGCAACGUUACAAUAUCAUGUAUCGUUUUUAUGGUGACUUUUGCAAAAAGAAAUUUCUGUAAUCAAAAACAAAUAAUUGACGGAGCGUUAGCUAUUAGUAUAAGAUUAUUGUAUAUAAAUAAAUAGUCAUACUCUAGUUUGAUUUAGCUCGUAAAAAAUGUAAUAUGCGAAUAAAUACUUUAAUAACUGCAUUA